GAUGUAGGGAAGAAUAUGAAAAAUCAUUUUCUCCGUUGGGGUCAUGAUAUCCGGGUCACGUUCAAGUGUAAUUAGACGCAGUUCUCGUUUAGUAUUGAAAGGGAAAGUUUGGAUAGGUCACGGUUUAUCGUGACUAUUAACGUGAAAGAUGACGGCCACAAUAGUAUCAGUUCUACAGUUUUUAUUCUUUAUUUCAAUUGGUAUUGAGAAUGCAAGAGGAUUCACGAAUAUGUAUCCGAAAUUGAAGCAAUAUCCACUGCCAUUCGAUGUUGAUGUCGGCGAGCCGCUCUUCUUGACGCCAUUGAUUGAAAGCGGUCAUAUAGAAGAUGCUCGAAAUAAAGCUCUUGUACAGAAUAAAGAAAUGUACGAUGUUAGCAGUUACGCUGGCUACAUUACCGUGAAUAAAGAAUACAAUUCGAACUUAUUCUUCUGGUUCUUCCCUGCUGCGCACGACCCAAAAACAGCCCCUGUAGUGUUAUGGCUACAAGGUGGCCCUGGGGCAACAUCAAUGUUUGGUUUAUUUAUGGAGAAUGGUCCUUUCUUUAUCAAUGCAAAUAAAACCCUUCAAAAACGCAAAUACUCUUGGAAUCAAUCACAUAAUUUAUUAUAUAUUGAUAAUCCUGUUGGUACUGGGUUUAGUUUUACUGAAAAUGAGAAGGGGUAUGCAACUAAUGAAACACAUGUGGGAAGGGAUGUACAUACAUUAUUGGUUCAGUUCUUUACAUUAUUCCCUGAACUUCAAACCAAUGAUUUUUAUGUAACUGGCGAAUCUUAUGCUGGAAAGUAUGUACCUGCUGUAUCCCAUGCUAUCAAAGACUUUAAUAUCAAAGCAGAAACAAAAAUAAAUUUGAAGGGUUUAGCAAUUGGGAAUGGAUUAACUGAUCCAGAGAAUCAGUUGCUGUAUGGAGACUAUUUGUAUCAAUUAGGAUUAAUUGAUGCAAAUGGCAGAGAUUUGUUCCACAAGUAUGAGGAGCAGGGUAGAAAUCUAAUUAAAGAGAAAAAAUAUAUAGAUGCUUUCAGCCUGUUUGAUAUGUUACUCGAUGGUGACUUAAUUGGUUAUCCAUCAUUAUUUAAAAAUUUAACUGGGUUUGAUUUCUACUUCAAUUACUUGUACAAUGAAGAUCCUAGCAAGGCUGACUAUAUGUCAGAAUGGCUUCAGAAGCCAGAAUCUAGAAAAGCUAUACAUGUUGGUAAUUGUUCCUUCAAUGUUGAAGCAAAAACAGUGGAAGAACAUUUGAAAGGAGAUGUUAUGCAGUCUUUGGCAAUAUUGAUAACAGACCUGACUAAGCAUUACAAAGUUUUAAUAUACAAUGGUCAGCUUGAUAUUAUUGUUGCAUACCCUCUGACAGAAAAUUAUUUACGUAAUCUAGACUGGUCUGGUGCAGAAAAAUAUAAAACAGCCAAGAGAAAACAAUGGUGGGUUGGUAAAGAGCUAGCAGGUUACACAAAAACAGUUGAUAAUUUAACAGAAGUCCUGGUAAGGAAUGCUGGGCAUAUGGUUCCUUCUGAUCAGCCACUAUGGGCAUUCGAUCUUAUCACGCGUUUUACACACAAUAAAAAUUUUUAAAUACCUGUAAUCAGCAUUUAAAAACAUGUGUGAUAAUAUCUCCAUCAAGGCUAUGUUAAUGAUUUAACAAUUUACGAGGAAACCUAAUUUUAAGAUAAAAAUUUAUAAACUUAAUGUAUACUCAGAAAGAAGCAUGACAGUGUAUUGUAGCCAAUUUUGUAAGUAUCUAG
Messenger RNA from Nomia melanderi (Alkali bee), 1737 nucleotides. RefSeq names its product venom serine carboxypeptidase. Gene Ontology annotation, biological process: proteolysis. Lineage: Eukaryota; Metazoa; Arthropoda; Insecta; Hymenoptera; Halictidae. The record is from RefSeq and is a predicted model, not a curated record. Gene Ontology annotation, molecular function: serine-type carboxypeptidase activity.